GCCUCAAAGAAUAACAGCACAAUUCAAUGAUAGUCGCCGGGUGGCAACUCAAGACGGAGGGAACACCAGUACUAUACUGUACUGGUCACGUGCCUGCGCAUGGGGGCGCAAACAAAUAGCACGGUGCUCGGCCGCGCCUGAGACGAAUCGCGUACCAAUGUGUAUUGGUCGCCACGCGGCAAUGCACGGCGCAACAAAGACGGGCUCACUAUGUUCGCCAAGUGGCAACGCUGGGCGGCACAGAACAUAGCAUGACAAACAACACAUAUAUUCCUCUAGGCGAAAUUGGACAAUGCUGGAAGCAGCCGGCGGCGGGCCACGAAUUCCGACUCGCCCAAAUGACGACCGCGACGAACUCUUCCUGUUCCUCAGUGUCGACCUGCUCCCCAUGCUCGCGGUGCACCUCGCCCUCCUCGCCGUUCUCCGUUCUUUGCUCUUCGUCCUCCCCGUCCCCCACGUCGUCUGCCUUCGCCUCGUACUCCUCCUCGUCCUCCACCAGAGGGAGGCGCGCCCAGCACUCGGGCGGACAUGCAAGGUACCAGCUGGUGCGCCAGAGACCAGCGAGCGGGCCGGUGCUUCAAGCAGGGAAUCAAGCAAUCGUUCCUCUCGGGAUGCCUCCGCCUCUUCUCUUCUCCCGCCAUGUUGACGAUGGCCAGACUUUAGCUCAAGGGCUGCAGCGCCCUUGGCAGAAGGAAAUCAGUGCGAGGCCGACUUGGGAACCCCACGUUACAGAUUGGGCAUGGCGGGCACCGCGGGAAAGGGAACGGCGACAGAGGCAAGAACAAAAACAAUUUUGG
Messenger RNA from Prorocentrum cordatum, 797 nucleotides. NCBI's taxonomy places the organism in Eukaryota, Dinophyceae, Prorocentrales, Prorocentraceae. The record is from the annotation of a GenBank genome assembly.